This is a messenger RNA of Alosa sapidissima (American shad), 4663 nucleotides long. It is a transcript of the gene washc4, whose product is annotated as WASH complex subunit 4. Gene Ontology annotation, biological process: endosomal transport; endosome organization. Lineage: Eukaryota; Metazoa; Chordata; Actinopteri; Clupeiformes; Clupeidae. Bases 107 to 3619 code for a protein of 1170 amino acids. The record is from RefSeq and is a predicted model, not a curated record. The transcript is spliced from 33 exons. Gene Ontology annotation, cellular component: endosome; WASH complex.
ACCGUCACGUCCUGUGGUCACAUCGUAGCUUUCAGUGAGAAGUCUGUUUUGUAUGCCUAUCUUAUUUAGAUGUAGACAUAGUUAGCCCAUUGUGUCAAACAACACCAUGGCUGUGGAGGGUAUCUCCCCUGACUGGGAAUUUGACCGUUUUGAUGAUGGUUCACAGAAAAUACACACCGAAGUGCAAUUGAAGAACUAUGGGAAGUUCCUGGAAGAAUACACAUCACAACUUAAGGGCAUCGAGGAAGCCUUAGAUGAUACUAUUGGUGAUGUGUGGGACUUCACCUUAGACCCUAUUGCACUACAGCUUGUACCACAUGAACAGUCAUCAUUGUUGGAGUUGAUUAAAACAGAAAAUAAGGUACUCAACAAAGUAAUCACUGUGUAUGCCGCCUUGUGCAGCGAAGUAAAGAAGCUAAAAUAUGAGGCUGAGAAUAAGUUUUAUAAUGGUCUACUCUACUAUGGUGAAGGAGCAUCAGAUACCAGUGUGGUGGAGGGAGAAUCACAGAUCCAGAUGGGCAGAUUCAUUUCUUUUUUACAAGAGCUGUCAUGUUUUGUGUCUCGCUGUUUCGAGGUUGUGGUCAACAUGGUUCAUCAGUUAGCAGCUCUUUACAACAGUAAUAAGGCUGCCACAAAAAUUAUUGAGUCUACUGGUGUUCACUUUCAGACAGUAUAUGAGCACCUGGGUGAGUUGCUUGUGAUUCUCAUUACUUUGGAUGAGAUCAUGGAGAAUCACACAACCUUGAAAGACCACUGGAAGAUGUACAAGAGGUUACUGAAAUCAGUGCAUCACAACCCAUCCAAGUUUGCCAUCUCAGAAGAGAAGCUAAAGCCAUUUGAGAAACUGCUUCUGAAGCUAGAAGGACAGUUGCUGGAUGGCAUGAUAUUUCAGGCUUGUGUGGACCAGAGGUUUGAUGAUCCAGGGGAAGGUGUGUCUGUCUCUAAAAACACUUUGUUUGCUGAGGAGUUUGGUCAUAACAUCCGCACAAUUUUUGCCAAUGUUGAGUCAAAGCUUGGGGAGCCUUCAGAGAUUGACCAGCGGGACAAGUAUGCUGGAGUCUCCGGCCUGUUUGUUCUGCAUUUUCACAUUUUCAGGACUGUGGACAAGAAGCUGUACAAAUCUCUGCUGGAUGUUUGCAAAAAAGUCCCUGCAGUGACUCUGACAGCCAACAUCAUCUGGUUCCCUGAUGCGUUUCUCAUCAAUAAGGUUCCUCCUGCAGCCAAACUGAUGGACAAGAAGAGUUUACAGAGCAUCCGCGCACAUAGAGACACUUUUUUACAGCAGAAAGCACAGUCCCUCACCAAGGACGUCCAGUCUUAUUAUGUCUUUGUGACAUCCUGGAUGAUGAAGAUGGAGUCCAUCUUAUCUAAAGAGCAACGGCCUGAGAAACUGGCAGAGGAUCUGAGCAGCAGGUGCAACGUGUUUGUGCAGGGUAUCCUUUAUGCCUACAGCCUGAGCACCAUCAUCAAAACCACCAUGAACAUGUACAUGUCCAUGCAGAGGCCCAUGACCAAGACCUCGGUGAAAGCCUUAUGUCGGCUGGUGGAGCUGUUGAAAGCGGUAGAACACACGUUUCACCGGCGCUCCAUGGUUGUGGCUGAUUCUGUGUCUCACAUCACCCAGCAGUUGCAGUCACAGGCCCUCACAGCCAUUGCCACUGCCAAGAAAAGAGUAAUAUCAGACAAGAAGUACAGUGAGCAGCGGCUGGACGUUCUCUCUGCUUUGGUAUUGGCUGAGAACACUCUGAAUGGGCCAAGCACCAAGGAGCGUAGACUGGUGGUGUCACUGGCACUCAGUGUGGGAACGCAGAUGAAAACCUUCAGAGAUGAAGAGCUUCUACCCUUACAGUUGGUUCUUAAGAAGCUGGACCUGAUCAGUGAACUAAGAGAAAGGGUGAAGGUGCAGUGUGAUUGCAGUUUUCUGUACUGGCACCGUGCCGUUUUCCCCAUCUACUUGGACGAUGUGUAUGACCAUGCUGUGGACGCUGCACGGAUACAUUACAUGUUCAGCGCCCUCAGAGACAGUGUGCCAACAAUGAUGCAUUCCAAGCACAUGGAUUCGUGUGAUCAGCUGCUGGAAAGCUAUGACACUGAAAUCAUGGACGUUUUCAAGGAGCAUUUGUUGGACAAGCUUUGCAAGGAAAUUGAAAAGGACUUGCGCCUCUCUGUGCAUACACACCUCAAACUAGAUGACCGAAACCCAUUCAAAGUGGGCCUGAAAGACCUGGCCCACUUUUUCACCCUGAAACCCAUCCGGUUCUUCAAUCGUUUCAUUGAUAUCAAAGCAUAUGUAACUCAUUACUUGGACAAAACCUUCUACAAUCUUACUACUGUGGCUCUGCAUGACUGGGCCACAUACAGUGAGAUGAGGAACCUUGCUACUCAGCGCUAUGGACUGAUGAUGACUGAGGCCCAUCUCCCCAGCCAAACACUAGAACAGGGACUGGAUGUCUUAGAAAUUAUGAGAAAUAUCCACGUAUUUGUGUCACGCUACAACUACAAUCUCAACAACCAGAUCUUCAUUGAGAAGACAAGCAACAAUAAGCAUCUGAACACAAUCAACAUCCGACACAUUGCUAACUCUAUCCGUACCCAUGGAACUGGAAUCAUGAACACCACAGUUAACUUCACAUACCAGUUUCUUCGGAAGAAGUUCUACAUUUUCAGUCAAUUCAUGUAUGAUGAGCAUAUCAAGUCCAGACUCAUCAAGGACAUUCGCUUCUUCAGGGAGACCAAAGAUGAGUCAGAUCAGAAGUAUCCCUUUGAGAGAGCAGAGAAAUUCAACCGAGGCAUCAGAAAGCUGGGCAUCACACCAGAUGGCCAGAGCUACCUGGAUCAGUUCAGACAGCUGAUUAGCCAGAUAGGCAAUGCGAUGGGCUAUGUGCGGAUGAUUCGCUCUGGGGGCCUACAUUGCUGCAGCAGUGCUAUCAGAUUUGUUCCAGACCUUGAGGAUAUAGUAAACUUUGAGGAACUGGUUAAAGAGGAAGGCCUGUCAGAGGAGACUCAAAAAGCUGCCAGUGUUCUAGACUCCGUCCUUGGUGAUUUGACCAGUAACUCUGCAGAGGGCACUGAAUACUUCAAGAUGCUGGUAGGAGUGUUUUCUCCAGAAUUUCGCAGUGUGAAGAACAUGCACCUCAGGAACUUCUACAUGAUUGUCCCACCUCUGACUGUAAAUUUUGUUGAGCACUCAAUUGGUUGCAAAGAGAAGUUGAACAAGAAAAACAAGGGUGGGGCAGCCUUCACAGAUGAUGGCUUUGCCAUGGGAGUGGCCUACAUCUUGAAGCUCUUGGACCAGUACCAGGAGUUUGACUCCCUCCACUGGUUCCAGGCAGUGCGGGAUAAGUAUUUGAAGGAGAUGAAUGCUGUGGUCAAGGAGCAAAAUGUCCAGGCCACCAGCCAGGAUGAGAAGCUCAUGCAGACUAUGAAUCUCACCCAGAAGAGGCUGGAUAUCUACCUGCAGGAGUUUGAGCUACUCUAUUUCUCCUUGAGUAGUGCACGGAUUUUCUUCAGGGCUGACAAGACGGCAGCUGAAGAGACACAAGAAAAAAAGGACAGAGAAGUCACUAAAAGCAGCGCUACAUCUACUGAGGGUACAUCUUCUGAGUCAAGCACAAAAUGAUUGCAACUCUGCCCAAUACUGCCUAAGAACUGUGAAUGGACUCUACUAUGAGUGUGAAGACCAAUACACACCGGUAGUUUGGGUCAAAAUUGCCUGAGCAGAGAUAGUUUCUGAGGAAGACUUACUUAACAGGAAAAUCUGAGUUGAUAUGGGUAGAAAAAACAAAUUAACUUUGCAAGUGUUCCUGAGCUCUCAGUUGGAUCAGAGAGAUGAAGAUUUUGACUAAUAGACUAUUUUGACUAUAGAUAUUAAUGUACAUUUUUUCUUGAUCAUUCUGUCUGUAUGCAGUGCUUCUGCUCAUUUGUUGUAAUUUGGUAAGUUCUACUAAAAAGAUGAUUAGCUGGUACCACUGACGCUUUGUUUGUUUGUCCUUUUGAUAGCCCCAUAUCCAAACGGAUAUACAUGUACAUGUCUGGGGAACUCCUGCUUUGACAUAAUAGUCAAAUAAUACUUUCUACUUCAGAUAUCAAGAUUAAAUAUACCAAGAUUGAAGCACUGUUGGGAGUUGCUCAAACAAAUGAUUUAAAACCUUUUCCAUCACAAAAUGUGUUAGACUUGAGUAAUCAGUUAUUUGAACUUAUGCAUUUUAAUAUGUAUCUAUAAUAACAGGAUACACAGGAGCUAUUGCAGCAAAUAAUCAGGUUACUUUUACAUACUUUUUUUGUUUGUUUGUUGUUGUUUAACACAUCAGUUAGAUCAUUCAGAAACUACAUUGGCUGUCUGUGUAAAAUGUCUCUUGUUCUCUCUAUGGAUGCCUUAUGUACCUUUAUUCUUCAGCAUCACUUGGUCUUGGAAGAUUAAAUAAAUUAUUUUAUUCACGGCCAUACUAGUGGAUCAGAAAAAAAAAAAAAAAGGAGACCGUAUGAAUGAAUAGUUAAUGACAUUUGCGUAACAUAGCUACCAAGUACCCUGCUGGCUCAAACUGUUUUGGGUAGUUUGUUCCAUAACAUUCCGAAGUAUUUCUUUCUUGCCUUUUGUAAUGUUUGAAAAUAUUUAUAUGCCUAUUUGUCCAAAUAACAUGAGUAAAGAAUCAAUGAAAAAGAA